Molecule: messenger RNA, 848 nt
Organism: Paramacrobiotus metropolitanus
Lineage: Eukaryota; Metazoa; Tardigrada; Eutardigrada; Parachela; Macrobiotidae
Product: testican-1-like
Exons: 4
Coding region: 251-598 (115 amino acids)
Source: RefSeq, a predicted model, not a curated record
AGUGUCUCUCUGUGGUAAUUUUAAAAGAGUUUUCCAAAAUCGUGGAAACCUAUGUUUGCAGUGGUUACUCGCUACAGAAGCACAACCGUUACAAUAAUAUUUAAUUAUUUCUACCUCGAAUAUUCUGGCGAUAUUUUUAUUGUAAUUUCAGACAAUCAGUGGCAUAUCUGAUGCGUAUUUGGAUUUGGUGGAAUUCUGUGUGCAACGACUUGCAGUGUCCCAUUUCUUAUUUUCAAAAUACACCACAGAAAUGGCGUGUCUUAAGCUGAUCCUUAGCCUUGCCCUUGUCUUUUGUUUACUUGACCACAUUGUCUGCGAAGAAAAGAAAUGCUUGGAAAGGGCGGAUAUCACCGUGGCGGGUAGUAAUAACAAAAUCCAAGGAUGGAAGAACGUCGGCGGCUGCACGUGCACGGAGGCUCGUAACUUAGUCAACAAACCCGGAAGGAUCGGAGGCUAUGUCCCUCAAUGCGACGAACACGGUAAAUUCCAUCGCCGACAAGGGUGGGGUGGUGUCGGGUCUGAAUGGUGUGUGGAUGAGCACGGCCACCAGAUUUCCGAAACCAAUUUCCGUGGUAGCCAUCCGAACCUCAACUGCUGAGUGCCGAUCCCGAUCAGUCUUCAUGAUCCCACAACAGAAACGAAGAUUCACACCUUUUUCUGUCUGAACUACAGCUGUUCUAAGUUCACAUUAAGUAAUAAUGCAAAAAUUUGAUGUUUGUUUUGAAUUGUUGACAUCGCAAUGCAGCAGCUGCCCACUCUGAUGUGCACUCCGAAAUUAUUCACAGGUAUCCUAACACCUGGUAACUGUUACGAAUGAGUACUGGAAGAAAAACGACGGAAAACCGGAA